GCACUCGCAGGUAAAUAAAAACCUCACCAGGAGCUACCAGGGGUCCAGCUCAAAUUGCAGUGGAGCCUCCAGGGACUCACACAAAUAAGCCUGUGUGCUACUUCAGCAGACCUGCUCCUCUCCCACACAGACGCAGGAUGCGCUUGCUGUGUGCCCUGGGUCUCUUUUUGACCCUGCUCCAUCUGUCGACCCCCCUGCUGCUGGGAGCCUUCAACAUCAAGUCGUUCGGAGACAAGAAAUCCUCCAACGCCACGCUCAUGAACAUCAUCAGCAAGAUUGUCCACCGCUAUGACAUCCUUCUGAUCCAGGAGGUCAGAGACAGUGAUCUGUCCGCCACCAAAAAACUCAUGGAGCAUGUCAACAAAGGAUCUCCUCCUCAGUUCAGGUACAGCCACAUCGUGAGUGAGCCUCUGGGGCGCAGCUCCUAUAAGGAGAGAUAUCUCUUCCUCUACAGAGAGCACACGGUGUCCGUGGCUAAAAACUACACCUAUGACGACGGCUGCGAGCCCUGUGGGACGGACGCCUUCAGCAGGGAGCCUUUUGUCGUCAUGUUCUCCUCCGAUCAUACCGCUGUGAAGAACUUUGUUCUGAUCCCUCAGCACACCUCUCCCGACAGUGCAGUGAAGGAAGUGAACGCUCUCUACGAUGUGGUGGCUGACGUCCGCUCUCGCUGGAACACCAAUGACAUAGCUCUGCUCGGUGACUUCAACACAGGCUGCAAUUAUGUCUCAGGCUCCGAUUGGCAGCAGAUCCGUCUCUUCACCGAUAAGAGUUUCUACUGGCUGAUCAGCGACAAGGCCGACACCACAGUGUCACACACUAACUGCCCUUACGACAGGAUUGUGGUCACUACUGACAUGAUGAAGGGAGUAGUGCCCAGCACUGCUGAGGUCUACGACUACAUGAUGGACAUGAAUCUCAAACACGAUCUGGCAUUGGCUGUCAGUGACCAUUUCCCUGUGGAGGUGACGCUGACUCCAGCUACUUGAAUCACUGUGACAACAACAGCAACAAACCUCCUCAUGAUGUCUCCGGGCUCAAUCCACACUGGGCCUAUUCACUCAACAAGCACAGUCAUGAAUGACAAGACCAAAAUAAACAAAUCUGCUCAAUUA
Messenger RNA from Scophthalmus maximus (turbot), 1115 nucleotides. RefSeq names its product deoxyribonuclease I (gene dnase1). The transcript has 9 exons. NCBI's taxonomy places the organism in Eukaryota, Metazoa, Chordata, Actinopteri, Pleuronectiformes, Scophthalmidae. Gene Ontology annotation, molecular function: DNA nuclease activity. The record is from RefSeq and is a predicted model, not a curated record. Gene Ontology annotation, cellular component: nucleus. Gene Ontology annotation, biological process: DNA catabolic process. The coding region runs from base 138 to 989 and encodes 283 amino acids.